Molecule: messenger RNA, 1328 nt
Organism: Syzygium oleosum
Lineage: Eukaryota; Viridiplantae; Streptophyta; Magnoliopsida; Myrtales; Myrtaceae
Product: cytosolic sulfotransferase 15-like
Exons: 1
Coding region: 46-1071 (341 amino acids)
Biological process (GO): sulfation
Cellular component (GO): cytoplasm
Molecular function (GO): sulfotransferase activity
Source: RefSeq, a predicted model, not a curated record
ACCAUUUCUGCAUGCCAUUCACAGCCACUACCACCACCAACAAAAAUGGCUAUCACACAGUCCCCAAAGAAGCAAUCAACAACUGAAGGAGUUGAAGACGAUCAAGAUCUGAGCAAUGAGUGCAAGGACUUGCUUCUCUCUCUCCCCAAAGAAAAGGGGUGGAGAACAAGACAUAUCUAUCUCUUCCAAGGGUUUUGGUGCCAACCCAAGGAAAUCCAAUCCAUAUUAUCAUUCCAAAGACAUUUCCAAGCACUAGACAGUGACAUAGUCCUCUCCACCAUCCCAAAAUCAGGCACCACGUGGUUGAAAGCACUCGCGUUUGCCAUUGCAAACCGUGAGAAAUACCCAAUCUCGAAGAAGAAGAGCCAUCCUUUGCUCACUUCAAAUCCACAUGAUCUUGUGCCUUUCUUUGAGUAUAAGGUCUAUGCAAGUAAUGACCUCCCUGAUCUCUCAAAAUUCCCUGAACCUAGAAUCUUCGGUACCCACAUCCCGUUUUCGGCAUUGGCUGACCCCAUAAAAAACUCCAAAUGCAAGAUUGUUUACAUUUGCAGGAACCCAUUUGACACUUUUGUUUCUUCCUGGAUCUACCUCAACAAAGUGAAGCCGGACUCACUGCCCACGUUCCAGCUGGAAGAAGCCUUCGAGAUGUACUGCAACGGCGCCAUGGGCUUCGGCCCGUUCUGGGACCACAUGUUGGGGUACUGGAAUGAGAGUUUAAAGAGGCCCGACAAGGUCAUGUUCUUGAAGUAUGAAGAGAUGAAGGAAGACAUCGUGUCCCACUUGAAAAAGUUGGCCGUCUUUCUUGGGUACCCGUUUCCCGUCCAGGAAGAGAAGGAUGGUGUGGUUGAAGAUUUAGCUGAGCUGUGCAGCUUUGAGAAGAUGAAGGAGCUUGAAGUGAACAAAUCUGGGAAAUCGAUCAUGAACUUUGAGAACAAGAACUUGUUCAGGAAGGCUGAGAUUGGAGACUGGGUCAAUUACUUGUCCCCACCAAUGGAGGAGCAGUUGUCAAAGGUUUUGGAGGAGAAGCUGGGAGGUUCUGGCUUAACUUUCAAGGCGGCAAAAAGGCCAUGAAUCAAACCGGUAAUCUCACAGAUCAUUUUGUGCUUGUAUUUUCUUUGUAUUUCGUCAAGGUUGAUUGCCUUUUGCCAUGGCAAGAGAAGAAGAUAUAUCAAGGUGAUGCAGACAUCCAGCCAACGGCACUGCAAGCGUGAAUUUCAUCUGCUAGGUUUCCUAGUUUCUUUUCCUCGGCUAUGUACUGGGUUUACCCGUUGUGUCUUCCAGGUGUUAAUGUCAAGGGUAUCAGAUUAUGAUAAUUUGAUUAUUGGGUA